AUGUCACAAUAUAGCUAUAGAGGCAGUACAGAUAAUAGUGAAUCCCAUCACUCCCCAUUGAUCAACUAUAGAAAAGAUGCUAAAAAAGGUAUUAAAUUCACAUUCAUGGUUGUUGGUGAAAGUGGUACUGGUAAGACCACAUUUAUUAACAGUUUGUUGAACAAGAAGGUGUUGAAUCAUCGUUAUGAAAAAGUGGGCCAUACUGCUGGUGAAACAAAAACUUUGAGUUUUACUUCAGCUAAAUCGGUUGCCUUGCCAAAUACUUCUAUAUUGACUAAAAAUGAGUUCAAUCCAAGAACCAUUAAUGAAGAACCGGGAAUUGCUUUAACUGAAACUCAUAUUGAGAUUGUUGAUGAUGAUAACCAAAAAUUGUUGUUGAAUAUUAUAGAUACCCCUGGUUUUGGAGAAAAUUUGAAUAACGAAUUGUGUUUUGUGGAGAUUGAAAAUUAUUUGAAACAACAAUUUGAUUUGGUUUUAGCUGAAGAAACUAGAAUUAAGAGAAAUCCACGUUUUGUUGAUACUAGAGUUCAUGUGAUGUUGUAUUUUAUUACUCCUACUGGACACGGUCUUAGAGAAAUUGAUAUUCAAUGUAUGAAGAGAUUGAGCAAAUAUGUUAAUAUUAUUCCUGUUAUUGGUAAAGCUGAUUCUUUUACUCCAAAUGAAUUACAAUACUUCAAGCAACAAAUCAGAAUUGAUAUUCAAAAAUUCAAUGUUCCAACUUUUCAAUUUGAUAACUCAUUGGAUGAUUAUGAUGAAGAUGAGGAUUAUGAUUUGAUUCAAGAAUGUAAGUUUUUAACCAAUUUACAACCUUUUGCCGUCAUCACUUCAGAAGACGUGUUUGAAGUUUCUAACAAUGGUGAACAACCAAAGAUUAUAAGAGCAAGAAAAUAUCCGUGGGGUUUGGUGGAUAUUAACGACACUAGAUUUAGUGAUUUCCCAAUUUUGAGAUCUGUAUUGUUGGGUUCACAUUUACAGGAUUUGAAGGAUUUGACACAUGAUUUCUUGUAUGAAAGAUACAGAACUGAAAGAUUAACCAAAGUUACUGGUAAUGGGCAAGCUUUCGAAGAUGAAGAAGGUGAUGAUGGUGAAUUCCACGAUACUGUGGAACACCAAGUUAAUGAAACUCGUGAGAGAGGUGGUUUACAAGACAAUUCGACUAUUCCUUCGUUAUCCAAUUUGGCACAGUUGACUAACGGAAAUGAUAAUAGUUAUAACAACCAUAGCAAUGUCAAUGGCGAUAAUAAUUCAAUAACUUCUGCAAGUUCAUCUAUCAAAAAGUCCAGCUCAAUGUUGAUUGAUGAUGACCAUCAUACACCUAAAUUGAAGAAUCUCAGUUCAUUCACAUCAUCAACUUCUACAGUAUCGCUUGAAAAUGGCGAGAAGGAGAAGGACAGGGCACCAAACAACAAUGCCUUUAAGAGAUUAUCUAUUGGUCCACAACGUAAUCAAUUGCGUCAAAUUUCAGAAACUGUGCCAUAUGUGUUGAGACAUGAGAGAAUUUUGGAAAGACAACAGAAAUUGGAAGAAAUGGAACAAGCAAGUGCCAGAGAAUUAGCCAACAGAGCUGCACUUUUGGAAAAGAAGGCUGCGGAAUUAAAAGCUAAAGAAAAGAUUUUAAGACAAUUGGAAAUGGCAAGAGCCGAGCAACUGGCUAAUUCUAGUUUGCACAGAAAUGAAAGUAAUGUUGAUGGAGAACAAGAAGAAGAAAUUACCACCAGAUAUGAUAAUUCUGAAUAUCAACAUGAUGAUAGUACACCUAAUUACGAAACUUCAAGGUUGCAAAAGGAUGAAACAUUGACAGACUUGCAUUCAAUUGUAAGUAAUGGUCAUUAA
Molecule: messenger RNA, 1833 nt
Organism: Candida tropicalis MYA-3404
Lineage: Eukaryota; Fungi; Ascomycota; Pichiomycetes; Serinales; Debaryomycetaceae
Gene: SEP7
Product: septin
Exons: 1
Coding region: 1-1833 (610 amino acids)
Biological process (GO): protein localization to bud neck; division septum assembly; cellular bud neck septin ring organization
Cellular component (GO): cell division site; septin ring; microtubule cytoskeleton
Molecular function (GO): GTP binding; GTPase activity; molecular adaptor activity
Source: RefSeq, a predicted model, not a curated record